GCCAGUAGCAGCACACGUCAAUCCAACACCAGGUUCCAUGGAGAAUGCCGAGAUAACUCGAAUAACGGUACGCUACAAUAUUUAUGUGGGAGAAAUUAUCUUCGUUUGAUAAACAACCGAAUUUGCGUUUGUCGCGCGCAUCAAUAAACCGCACAUAAAACAACAACAACAACAACAAACGGCAGAACUGUUUUUCGUCUCGUCACGAAACCCAACAGCUCCAGCCGAGACAGAACCAUUGUCUGAAUAUAUGUUUAGGAUGGCCUGGAUAGGCAAGAAGAAGUCGGUGAUAGCCACCAGUCUGAUCGCGGUGGUGUCGCUCUUUGUUGUGGUGGUCAACUACUCAGAGAAGCCAUACUUCCUCCUGGAACCAGUCUUCGGACAAACCUUCAGCAGCCACUGGAUGUUCUCCAGACAGACUCACAAGGCCUUCAAACCUCACCUGGGAUACGUCAGCAUCCCUAAGCAGGAGCCACUGAAGCUACACUGUGAGGUCUGCUCCGUGGUGUCCAGUUCAGGUCAGAUGUUGGGCCAGGCAGCAGGGCCGGAGAUCGACCACUCCUCCUGUAUCUGGCGUAUGAACAACGCCCCGACGCGCGGGUUCGAACACGACGUGGGGCACCGCACCACCCUCAGGGUCGUCUCUCACACCUCUGUGCCCCUGCUGCUACAGAGGCCUCAGUACUUCUUUGGCCAGGCCAACGACACAGUAUAUGUGGUGUGGGGUCCUCUGAGGAACAUGAGGAAGGAUGGGAAGGGCAUUGUGUACAACAUGCUGAGACAGGCUGUAGAGAAGUACCCCCAGGCUAGGAUCUACCUCACCACAGAGGAACGCAUGAACUACUGUGACAUGGUGUUCAAGAAGGAGACCGGGAAGGACAGGAUCCAGUCUGGUUCGUACCUCAGUACCGGUUGGUUCACUCUGAUCCUGGCCAUGGACAUGUGUAAAGAGAUCCACGUCUACGGCAUGAUCAACGACACCUACUGCAAGUCAGAGGGGUAUCGUAAGGUCCCGUACCACUACUAUGAAGCCGGUAGUCGUGAUGAGUGUGCAGAGUAUCUCCUCCACGAGAGCGCUCCGUACGGCGGCCACCGUUUCAUCACAGAGAAGGCCGUCUUCGCCAAGUGGGCCAGAACACACACCAUUAAGUUUUACAACCCGCCAUGGAAACUGUCGUGACCCGGAGGGACAGCAGAUAGCCGGGAGGUCUGGAGGAGGGACAUUAUUGAUGACAUCACACAGCCGUGUCCACCUCAUCAUCCAGGGACAGGGAGAACGCAGGGCCACUACCGUUACACCAGAGCAGUGUCCCAAAUGACACCCUCUUCCCUAUAUAGUGCACUAUCGGGCCCUGGUCAAAAGUAAUGCACUAUAUAGGCACGUCUCCCUCCCUUGGCGUUGUCUAGGUGUAUAUGACACUGAAAUGUACAGUCAGAAUGCGCACAUCGUUCUGCAAUCCCAGUCCGUCCAUUACCACUGAGCCUGUAGUCUGAGGGGUUGUAAUUCCCGUCCCACUGCUUGCCUGACUGUAGCACUGAAACCAGACACCCAUCCUGGGCUGAAACGUAGAUGGUAGAGAGUGGUCCCUCCAUGUCCCUCCAUGUCCUCACUGAGCCAUGAACCAAGGCCUUCUGUUCACUAAAACAAUCUGGCCACUGCAGGACAGGCUCAUCCAUCUAUCCCAUUAGAGAAACAACAUGAAGGAGAAACUAUUUCUCCACUCAUUGAAUGUCUGUUGUCAUCUUCUAGGACUCUGUUGUCAUCUUCUAGAACUCUGUUGUCAUCUUCUAGAACUCUGUUGACCUCUUCUAGGACUCUGUUGUCAUCUUCUAGAACUCUGUUGACCUCUUCUAGGACUCUGUUGUCAUCUUCUAGAACUCUGUUGUCAUCUUCUAGAACUCUGUUGUCAUCUUCUAGAACUCUGUUGUCAUCUUCUAGAACUCUGUUGUCAUCUUCUAGAACUCUGUUGACCUCUUCUAGGACUCUGUUGUCAUCUUCUAGAACUCUGUUAACCUUUUCUAGAACUCUGUUGACAUCUUCUAGAGCUCUGUUGACAUCUUCUAGAACUCUGUUGACCUCUUCUAGAACUCUGUUGACCUAUUCCAGAACUCUGAGCUGGAGAAAAUGUGAUGUCCUAAAGGAGCUCCGGAGCAGGGGUCUUCUUGACCUCCAAUCAUCUGCUGCUUUGAUGUUGUAAAGGUUGGUGAAUGACAAAGGACGGAUAGCUCAACUCAACAGAUACGGGAUAAGAAAAGAAUGAAACCAACAAACUGUUCUUCAUCUCUACAGUAGCUACACACAGGCUCUCCCUAAUGACACCCUAUUCCCUACAUAGUGCACUACUUUUGACCAGGGCCCUAUAGGUAGUGCACUAUGUAGGGGAUAGGGUCCUUUAGAUGUGCUGAAGCCCUGUACAGUACAGUAUGUAUCUCACAAGUCUGAACUCUCCAAGAUGUUGUUAUUCUAUGUCAGUCUGGGUGUUGAUAGAGGCCUGUUACCAAUCUCUGACCAGCUACACUACUUUAUUCUUCAUCUGGCUGUACCCCCUUUCUGUCUGUCUGUCUGUCCACUUAGAAUUAUUGGCUACCAGGGGUGUCUCAAAUAGUGCCCUAUUCCCUAUAUAGAGCAUUCUUUAACCAGGGUCCACAGAGCACUUCUUUAACAACGGCCCAUAGAGCUGACCAUAGGGCACUUCCUUAACCAGGGCCCAUAGAGCUGACCAUAGGGCACUUCUUUAACCAGGGCCAUAGAGCACUUCCUUAACCAGGGCCCAUAGAGCUGACCAUAGGGCACUUCUUUAACCAGGGCCCAUAGUGCUGAACAUAGGGCACUUCUUUAACCAGGGCCCAUAGUGCUGAAC
Messenger RNA from Oncorhynchus tshawytscha (Chinook salmon), 2861 nucleotides. RefSeq names its product ST6 (alpha-N-acetyl-neuraminyl-2,3-beta-galactosyl-1,3)-N-acetylgalactosaminide alpha-2,6-sialyltransferase 3 (gene st6galnac3). Lineage: Eukaryota; Metazoa; Chordata; Actinopteri; Salmoniformes; Salmonidae. Gene Ontology annotation, molecular function: alpha-N-acetylgalactosaminide alpha-2,6-sialyltransferase activity. Bases 251 to 1180 code for a protein of 309 amino acids. The transcript is spliced from 6 exons. Gene Ontology annotation, biological process: ganglioside biosynthetic process; oligosaccharide metabolic process. The record is from RefSeq and is a predicted model, not a curated record.